AUGGUUGUGAAAGCUAAGAUCUUGGCAAUAAAGAACAUGCUAUCUAACAUAAACCAAAGCUUCAAUAUUUUUGCUCACAAGAAGAGUGGUAGAUAUAAAGGAAAUAGCAAUAAAUGUCUUUUAAACACUAAACUCUGUGCCAAAAUGGCUCAGAAGUUAAUAAUUUGGGGUAAGAAUUCUAUUCAGCAUCAAAAUAAGAUAAAAAAUCCUAUUUCUCAUUCUUUAGAAUUGCCUCAUGAAGAGACUGAGAUAUCUUCAAAACUUCAGAAAAAAAAUCUCCAACAGGAGAAAAAGUGCUUCCAGCAUAAUGGUCAGAGUUCUACAAAGCAAGUGCUUCCCUGUAUUCCCCCAAAUUCUGUUAGUUUGAGAAAAACAAUCUCUCCAUUGCCCGUUGGACAAGCACAAUCCCCAGUAGACCAUUUGAAUCUGAAAUACAGUGACAUGUUCAAGGAAAUACAUUCUAACGACAAAGGUCCUGGCAUUUAUGAAAUGUUUGGAACUCCAGUAUAUUCCCGUAAGCCUGAUAGGUGUGGUGAGCAUAAGAGUAACAGGAAUGUGUGUUCUGCUCCAACUGGAUGGCAUAAUGAUACGAAAUAUAAAUCCAACUGUUUCAAUGGGAAGAAGAAUAGCAGAAUAAAACGUCCCCAGAAUAAAACAUACUCUAAAUCUCACAAGAACAUCAGUAUUAAACCAAAGUUAAAGGAGAAGGAAGUUGCACCAAAAAAGGUUUCCAAGUUAACAGAUUACAGUAUAGAACAGGGCAAAGAUGUGACUGUCCCUUGUGCUGAUCUGCAGAUUCGGCCAAAAGAAAGCACUGGUUCAAUUUGUGAAGAUACUGAUCAGCAAGCUCAGAUUUCCAUUGGGUUUCCUGAACUCGCUAAGCAAAAUGAAGUAUUUCCUAAUUCAGGCUUGUCACCAAUUGAAGAAGUCUCUUUGGAAUAUACUUCAGAUGAUUAUGAUGAUGGAGAUGAAGUUUUUCCCAUGAAAACAUUUGCCACCAAUGUUCAGGAGUUACUUUGGCCAGAAGUUAAAGUUCAUGCAGAAUACGCUCCUUUCUUAAGCUGUGUGCAAUAUACAAAUGAACCAAACAAUGCAAACAACAGUAGGACUUCAAGGGAUGGACAAAACAAAACAGCUGAUUGCCUUGUGGAGCAGGAAGCAAGCCAGAUUUUACAUUAUGAGUAUAAUCAAAAGCCGUCUACAUCCUUUUUUACAGACCAAAUAAGCUUGCCUCACCUAAAAAAUCUCCAGUUUGAAAAUGUCAGUGUAGCAAAUAUGACAACUUCAUGGACUGACUAUGUUGCAAACUCAGUCUCUCAGUCAUAUACAAAUAUCUUUGGAAAUGAAGAUUAUAAGAAAGUAACAGAAGACACAUUCUGUUGCUCAGUCACUGAACUGCUUUCUUUGAAUGGGACAGAUGGCAACAAUUCUAGCUCAAUGACCAGAAACAUAAAUGUGGAGGCACAAAGUGGAGACUGGAGAACAGCAAAAGUUAAAAAUAAUAAGAAUUCUUGUCCAGAUUUCAUGGAAUAUGAGGAAGGAAAUCCACUUCUACAUGAAAUUGCAUUUUCAGAGAACAGCUUAAUUAACCAAGAGUCUAUUUUGUGGACUAAAGGUGAAAUCCUUGGAAAAGGAGCAUAUGGCACAGUGUACUGUGGACUUACAAGCCAAGGACAAUUAAUAGCUGUGAAACAAGUAGCACUGAAUGCAUGUGACCAAGCUGGGACUAAAAAGGAAUACCAGAAACUGCAAGAAGAAGUUGAAAUUUUGAAAAACCUAACACAUGUCAACAUUGUAGGAUAUCUGGGAACAAGUUUAGAAGAUAACAUUGUAAGCAUCUUCAUGGAGUUUGUUCCUGGUGGUUCCAUUUCCAAUAUUAUUCAUCGCUUUGGGCCACUAUCAGAAAUGAUAUUUUGUAAAUAUACAAAGCAGAUUGUACAAGGAGUUGCAUAUUUACACGGAAACUCUGUGGUUCACAGAGAUAUUAAAGGAAACAAUGUUAUGCUUAUGCCUAAUGGCAUAAUUAAACUCAUAGACUUUGGAUGUGCAAAGCGCUUAGCCUGCGGGAGUCUGACUAAUGCACAUAGUGAACCACUGAAAUCUGUGCAUGGCACUCCGUAUUGGAUGGCACCAGAAGUGAUAAAUGAAUCUGGCUAUGGAAGGAAAUCAGAUAUCUGGAGCAUUGGCUGCACUGUUUUUGAGAUGGCCACGGGAAAACCACCAUUGGCUACUAUGAAUAAAUUAGCAGCCAUGUUUUACAUAGCUGUUCACAAAAGACUUAUGCCUUCCCUACCCAAACAUUGCUCAGAUGAAGCUGUUGAUUUUGUACAACUGUGCUUAACAAGGGACCAACAUGAGCGGCCUACUGCCCUAGAAUUGUUGCAGCACCCUUUCAUAAUAAGAAACUCAUGAAACCUGACAAUGCUUCUAUCAAGCAAUAUAUAAACUAAUUUGUGUGGAAAAAUGUCUUCUAAAUUGAACUGUUGGUAUAAAACUUGUAAAAGUUGCUGAAAUAGUAAAUCUUUACCUUUUCUGAACAAACUUCUUAGCAUACGCUUUAGCGUGUUUAUGUGUGUGCAUGUAAAUCAGUUCAAAACAUUAGCCCUAUCAGGCUUUUUUUUACUCAAACAAUUCACAUUCCUGCCUUUCCUCUCCAGUGGAGUCACUUAGAGUGGAUAAGCUUUUGAAGCAAAUUGUAACCCUAAGCUACAAGUAAAAUUUUUUAUAGUCCUGGACAAAAAGUAUUUUCAAACUCUAGAUUCUGGCAUAAAAUGAAGAGUCCAGUGUAAGUUACCAGCACACAAAGUAUUCCUAAUCUCAAAUUUCAGUUCUUAACAGUACUUUCAAAACUUACUGUAUUACAUGUAAAUGUGGGAAUGUGAAAGCACAAUCCAGUGAAAAUGUCCUGAGAUGUAAAUACCUUUAUAUUAACCAUUGGAUCACACUUAUAGUGCAUAUUUGUAUAUGUUAAGCAAU
Molecule: messenger RNA, 2976 nt
Organism: Pseudonaja textilis
Lineage: Eukaryota; Metazoa; Chordata; Lepidosauria; Squamata; Elapidae
Gene: MAP3K19
Product: mitogen-activated protein kinase kinase kinase 19
Biological process (GO): protein phosphorylation
Molecular function (GO): ATP binding; protein kinase activity
Source: RefSeq, a predicted model, not a curated record